Messenger RNA from Saccoglossus kowalevskii, 1012 nucleotides. RefSeq names its product vesicle-associated membrane protein 4-like. Gene Ontology annotation, cellular component: membrane. The record is from RefSeq and is a predicted model, not a curated record. Gene Ontology annotation, biological process: vesicle-mediated transport; Golgi ribbon formation. Lineage: Eukaryota; Metazoa; Hemichordata; Enteropneusta; Harrimaniidae.
CGCCGUUGAUCCCGUGCUGAUUUCUGUUGAAUUCUUUAAUUUUCGCUAUAUCUGUGAUAUUUUAACACAACACAACUAGAUAGGUUCGAUAUUUCAAAGACUAAAUUACUUUACUAUUGAAAUAGAAGUUAAAAUCGAUCCUUUAUUCUAGCAGGGGUCGUUUAACUAAUUCCUGGAGCAAGACCCGGAAGUUGAUCACCAUAAUAACACCGUGGACACAUCCUCGUUAGUGACAUCACCACUUUUGCGCAGUAUACUGUUGUUGUUUUUUCAUUCGUAAAAAUGCCUCCAAAAUUCAAGAAGCAUCUCGACGAAGAAGACGUUUACGGAUCAAGAACUACAGAGAGAGACAAUUUAUUAGGGGAUUACCAUGACGAUCCAGAAGAAGAUUAUAAUCCUUUCUACAGUUCCGGAGGAAAUGGUAGUAUAACCAAAGUACAAGGCCAGGUGGAUGAAGUGGUUAACAUUAUGCAUGAUAAUAUUAACAAAGUUAUUGAUAGGGGAGACAAACUGGAUGACUUACAUGACAAGUCCGAGGAAUUAGCAAUCAAUGCAACUCAUUUCAAAGUGACCGCCAAGGGUUUGAAGAAGGCCAUGUGCUGGCAAGCAUGCAAGAUGAGGCUGAUAUUGUUCCUGGUCAUUCUUGUUUUACUGUUGGUUAUAAUUGUACCUAUCAUCAUAAAAUAUAUGAAGUAACGAAUCCAUUUAAAUCCACUAACGGCAAUACUCGCGUGUCAUACAAGACUCUCUAUUUGGGGAAACAUUACAGAAGAAGGCUGUGGCUAUCUAUUUUUCUACGCUGAAAUACUGGUUUUAUGAAAUAGUUGUUACUGUUUGUCAUGAGUACAUACAUUAUGCACUCACCUGUCAGCCAUGAUGUAAGUUAAUUUGUACCUCACGACGUGCACCAGGCAUCAACUGCUGAACCAUCAUGGCCGACAGUGCUGUAAGGGGCUUUUAAGUUAUUUAUGUUACACACUGUUGACAAUUUCCAAAAAGAUCUUCUCUUGAG